Messenger RNA from Fomitopsis serialis, 986 nucleotides. RefSeq lists its product as uncharacterized. The record is from RefSeq and is a predicted model, not a curated record. NCBI's taxonomy places the organism in Eukaryota, Fungi, Basidiomycota, Agaricomycetes, Polyporales, Fomitopsidaceae. The transcript has a single exon. Bases 297 to 695 code for a protein of 132 amino acids.
GACGAGAUUCCGCCUCCGUCUCGCUCAACUACAUAGGACUUGUCUGCGACAGUCAUGUCCUCCCGCACGAAACGACGGGCCGAACCGACGCAAAGCGACAAGAAAAAGAAAAGCAAGAAGUAAGUACAUUGUUAUCAGCAUCUCGUUCGAGACCGGAAGAGAACAUGAUUGCACAGGUCUAAGCGUGACGAGGAGUCUGAAGACGAAGUCGAAGGCGGCGACGACUCUGAUGCUGGGGUCGACGAAGGUGUGUCUUUCCACGGGUGAUCAACGGUAUCUCUCGUCUGAUAACUUGUAUGCGUGUCACAGAUGAACUCGGAGCACUGGACACCAGUAACAUCAUAACCGGAGGCCGCAGGACGCGCGGGAUCCGCGUAGACUACACCAAAGUCGAGGGAUUCGGGAAGGAUGACGAUGAUGACGAAGAGGACGAAGAGGAGGAGCGUCCCAAGAAGAGAUCGAAAACAAAGGCGGUGACCAGGUUGCCUGCCAGCGCCACAUCGAAGCAGAAGAAAUCUGAACCGUCAGCUUCGUCCAAACCCAAGGACAAGCCUGCACCGUCGUCGUCAUCGAAAAAGAAACGAGUUGUCGUGUCCGAUGAAGAGGAGGAAGAAGAGGCAGAGAAGGAAGAGGGUGAAGACAAGGAGGAAGAAGAGCCGGACGAGGGUGGCGACGACGAAGAUGAAGAUGAGUGAUGCGCGGAUACAUGGACUUGUACACUGUAAAGUAGCAAACGCGGUACGUUUAAUUGUCUACUGGUGAAGGUUAUGGAUGUACUGAAUGUAGACGUUGUCGAAUCGCCGAAGGAAUGUUGUAUGUUUGCCUGGCAUCAUCGCCGUAUUGUGUCAGUAUGAGUUUGAGGGCUUGCGUGUGGAUGACAUGAUCUCGGAGGAUCGUACCCACUCCAGCUCAAAGAAUCGAGUAACGACUUCCUCUCAGAUUUUGACUAAACAUCAUUUCAUCUAUGCUCGCGUCGCACUCGCGAA